Molecule: messenger RNA, 1420 nt
Organism: Halichondria panicea
Lineage: Eukaryota; Metazoa; Porifera; Demospongiae; Suberitida; Halichondriidae
Product: extracellular protease-like
Molecular function (GO): metalloendopeptidase activity
Source: RefSeq, a predicted model, not a curated record
AUACUCAUGCAUGGGAGUGGGAUAGGUAGCAAUAACCCUUGCCUAGCACAAAGGACAGACAAUAUGAAAGUUGUAUAGGAGAAAAUAUACACUGACUACUAUACCCACGGGACUGGGAUACGUAGCAAUGAGGUAACCCGAGGUAAUAGCCACAAGACAGCCUAUAUAAAAGCAAUAUCAAAAUCAUCAAAAUCAUCAAAAUUAUUGGAAUCAAAGAAGACAAAAAUGAAGUUUGCUGUCUCUCUCCUGCUGUCACUCUGUGUAAGUGGGGCUCUGUCCGCUGGUCCCUUCACUGCCACCAUCACCAACAAGCCAGUCUUCAAGCUGGGAGAUGAGGUCAUUGUAGAGGUGACCCUCACUAACAACCAUCCAGUAGAUUACUUCAUCCUCAAAAGAUUCACACCACUCGAGGGACUAAGGGCUAACAUCUUCACCGUGACAACAAACAAAGGCUCUGUACUACCAUACGAUGGACUAAUGUUCAGAAGGGGACCUACACAGAAAGAUGAAUAUAAUAAAAUCCGUGCAAAUUCUUCCAUCUCAUUGACUGCAACUCUAUCCAAUGCCUACGGCUUCUACGAGGCUGGCACCUAUCUUGUCAAGCUGAGCACAACUCUUACAUUUGCUAGCUCUCUGGAUGUGGGCCCAGUAACACAGCUGCUUGUAUCCAACACCAAUCGUCUCAUGCUAACUGUCGGUGACAAGCAGCCACAUCUAACAAUCGGGGAGACCAAUCGUAGGAAAGAUGUGAAACAGAAAGUAGUCGAUUUUUCAGUAUUUAAUACAAAGGCAAUGAAAAACCCAAAAUUUGGAGGUACUUGGACCGAUGUAAUGAAGAAAGAUGCUACAAACGUGUACACCAAGGCCUUCCAGGUAAUGUUGAAUGCCACCGAUUUGGCAGUGUUCAAUACAAAUAGAUAUACUACUUGGUUUGGUACGAUUAAUUACUCAGGUUAUGUUAAAUCUGUGCUUCAAGAUUGUACAAACGAUAUGCAAGUGUACUCUUUCACUCUUUACAAUGGCUUGAGUGUCCAAAGCGCAUGUGGUCCUUACGACUAUGCAUACAGAUUUGACGGAACACUCUAUAUUGUACUUUGUAAGGUCUACUAUACAUCAGGUUUUGAGGACAAAUAUGAGACAAUCGUACACGAAAUGACACAUGCAUCAGCCAGGACCGAAGACUAUGAAUAUGGUAGGACGGGUUGCAAGAAAUUGGCCAUCGAUAAUCCAGCAAAGGCUGUUAACAAUGCUGACAACUAUGCAUACUUUACUGACAAUCUGUGAACACAGUGAUAAUUAUAAAAAUCCCUUGAUUGUCAAUUAUAAUUAGUAGAUGUAGUGUGGGAGUCUACACGAACUGAAUUUAGCUAUUAACUAUAUAUAGAGUGUAUGCUGGGGUGUGCAGUGUAUUAAUAUACAC